Molecule: messenger RNA, 1503 nt
Organism: Entamoeba histolytica HM-1:IMSS
Lineage: Eukaryota; Evosea; Mastigamoebida; Endamoebidae
Product: T-complex protein 1 subunit eta, putative
Exons: 2
Coding region: 1-1503 (500 amino acids)
Biological process (GO): protein folding
Cellular component (GO): chaperonin-containing T-complex
Molecular function (GO): ATP-dependent protein folding chaperone; ATP binding; ATP hydrolysis activity
Source: RefSeq, a predicted model, not a curated record
AUGAGUUACAUGUUAAACCCAACAAUUAUCCUUCUCAAAGAAGGAACAGAUACUAGUCAAGGAAAAGGACAAAUUAUUAGUAAUAUUAAUGCAUGUCAAGCAAUUGCUGAUAUUGUUAAAACUACUCUUGGACCACGAGGAAUGGACAAGUUAUUUAUUGAAAAUGGGAAAAUACUUGUAACUAAUGAUGGGGCAACAGUAAUGAAAAAUUUGGAUAUUGUUCAUCCAGCAGCUAAAGCUUUAGUUGAUAUAGCAAUGGCACAAGACUCAGAAGUUGGAGAUGGAACUACUACUGUAGUAGUUCUUGCAGGAGAAUUACUUUCACAAGCCAAGAAAUUAAUUGAAGAUGGUAUUCAUCCACAAGUUAUUAUUAAGGGAUAUCGUAUGGCAUCAAAUAAAGCUAGAGAAGUAGUUAAUACAAUGAAAAUUGAUUUUGAUAAAAAAGAUUUAAUGGAAUAUUUAAAAAAUUGUGCCAAAACAUCAAUGCAAAGUAAAUUAAUUGCUAUGCAAAGAGAACAUUUUACUAAUAUUGUUGUUCAAAGUGUUAUGCACUUAGAUGAUAAAUUAGAUAUUGAUAUGAUUGGAAUUAAAAAAGAACAAGGAGGAUCAUUAGAAGAUUCAUUUACAUUAGAAGGAGUUGCUUUUAAGAAAUGUUUUAGUUAUGCUGGAUUUGAACAACAACCAAAAUUGUUUUAUAAACCAAAGAUAUUAUGUUUAAAUAUUGAAUUAGAAUUAAAGAAAGAAAAAGAUAAUGCAGAAGUACGUAUUGAUGACCCUACUCAAUAUCAAAAAAUUGUUGAUGCAGAAUGGUCUAUUCUUUAUGAAAAAUUAGAAAACAUAGUUAAGUCAGGAGCAAAUAUUGUUUUAUCUAAAUUACCUAUUGGUGACCUUGCUACUCAGUACUUCGCUGAUAGAAAAUCUUUUUUAAAUGAUAGUGUUUUAGGUACAUGUGGAAAAUUUGAAGAACAACAAAUAGGAAAAGAAAGAUAUAAUUUAUUUAGUGGAUGUACUGCUGCAAAAAGUUCUACUAUAAUUUUAAGAGGAGGAGGAGAACAUUUCAUUGAUGAGGCAGAACGAUCAUUACAUGAUGCUAUUAUGAUUGUCAGAAGGGCUUUGAAACAUAAACAAAUGGUUACAGGAGGAGGUGCUGUUGAAAUGGAAAUUUCAAGACAAUUAAAAGAAUAUGCAAUGACUAUUGAAGGUAAAAUUCAAUACGUCAUUCUUGGAUAUGCUAAAGCAUUCGAAGGCAUCCCAAGGCAAUUGGCUGAUAAUGCUGGAUUUGAUCCAACAAAUAUCCUUAAUUUAUUAAGAAAAAAACAUGCAGAAGGAGGUUUAUGGUAUGGUGUCAAUGUUAAUGAAGAAGGUAUUCUUGAUAUGAUGGAGGCUCAAGUUUGGGAACCUGCUUUAAUAAAAUUAAAUGCUAUUGCUGCUGCUACUGAAGCUGCUUCAUUAAUUAUUUCAAUUGAUGAAACUAUUAAAGCCCCAGAGCAUACUCAAGGAUAA